Molecule: messenger RNA, 534 nt
Organism: Argiope bruennichi
Lineage: Eukaryota; Metazoa; Arthropoda; Arachnida; Araneae; Araneidae
Product: cuticle protein 14-like
Exons: 3
Coding region: 1-534 (177 amino acids)
Cellular component (GO): chitin-based extracellular matrix
Molecular function (GO): structural constituent of chitin-based larval cuticle
Source: RefSeq, a predicted model, not a curated record
AUGAUCUCUCAGGCUUUUAUCUUGGCUGCUUUGGCAGUGGCUGCUUUUGCCAGUUUCCAUCAUGAACCUAUCCACCAUCCCCAACCUUUCAAAUUCGGCUACAGCGUGAAGGACAAACAUGGUGAACAGCAUCGUGAAGAAGUUGGUGAUGGCAAGAACGUGAAGGGAAGCUACGGAUUCACCGAUGCCAGGGGAAUCCACCGACAGGUCAACUACGUAGCUGACCAUGGAGGUUUCAGAGCUGAGGUCAAGACCAACGAACCCGGAACCGCCAACCAGAAUCCUGCAGCCGUCCACAUAAUCUCCGACGCUCCCUACGGACAUGGAGGAUAUGCCGGUGAUGCCGGACUCGGAUAUGCCGGAGUUGGAGGAUACGGAUAUGGCGGUCUUGGAGCUGCCAAUCUGGGAUAUGGAUAUGGCGGUCUGGGAUACGGAUAUGGUGGUCUCGGAGGAUAUGGAGGUCUCGGCUAUGGAGGAUAUGGCCUCGGCAACGGACUCCUCGGUGGCUUGGGAUAUGCACGAUAUGGGUUUUAA